GUACUGCCGGUCGGUCAGAGUUCGGCCUCAAUAUGGCGGUUCCGGUCAGGCAGUGACCAAGGAUUUGCAGUCCGAAAGGCUAAGUGGCGAUUGUCGCCGUCUCCACCUAUCAGGGUGGAAUGCGAGGACGCGGGGGCGAGCGCUGAGGAGCGGCGGUGACAGGGAGGGGGUCUGUGCUGUGUGCCCUGGGAGCUGAGGCGGCGGCGUCUGUUCCUUCUACUCGUCUCUGGGCUUCAGUGCGGAGCCCCGCCCGGCCGGGCUAGGCCGGCGGGCGGCGGCGGUAGCUGCUGUAGCCGCAGAAUCAACUCUGAGGGUGGGUCGGAGGGCGGGCGCCGCCGCUGCUUCUGCCGCGGCGAUGGCCCAGUGUGUACAAUCAGUGCAGGAGCUAAUCCCAGACUCCUUCGUCCCCUGUGUCGCCGCGCUGUGCAGCGACGAAGCCGAGCGGCUCACCCGUCUCAAUCACCUCAGCUUCGCGGAGCUGCUUAAGCCCUUCUCUCGUCUCACUUCCGAGGUUCAUAUGAGAGAUCCUAAUAAUCAACUUCACAUAAUUAAAAAUUUGAAGAUAGCAGUAAGCAACAUUAUCACCCAGCCACCUCAGCCUGGAGCCAUUCGGAAGCUUUUGAAUGAUGUUGUUUCUGGCAGUCAGCCUGCAGAAGGAUUAGUAGCUAAUGUGAUUACGGCAGGAGAUUAUGACCUUAACAUCAGUGCUACUACUCCAUGGUUUGAGUCUUAUAGAGAGACCUUUCUUCAGUCGAUGCCAGCAUCAGAUCAUGAAUUUCUGAACCACUAUUUAGCAUGUAUGUUGGUAGCAUCGUCUAGUGAAGCUGAACCUGUGGAACAGUUUUCAAAGUUGUCACAAGAGCAGCAUCGAAUUCAGCACAACAGUGAUUAUUCCUACCCUAAGUGGUUUAUACCAAAUACUCUUAAGUAUUAUGUACUUUUACAUGAUGUAAGUGCAGGAGACGAACAGAGAGCUGAAUCAAUUUAUGAAGAAAUGAAACAGAAAUAUGGAACUCAGGGUUGCUAUUUACUUAAAAUUAAUUCUCGAGCAUCUAAUCGAGCAUCAGAUGAACAGAUACCUGAUCCUUGGAGUCAGUAUCUCCAGAAAAAUAGUAUUCAAAACCAGCUAAUAUCAAGAAAAGGUUUGAGUCGAUCUCUGUUUUCUGCAACUAAAAAAUGGUUUAGUGGCAGUAAAGUUCCAGAAAAGAGCAUUAAUGAGCUGAAAAAUACAUCCGGGUUGCUGUAUCCACCAGAAGCACCAGAGCUUCAAAUCAGGAAAAUGGCUGACUUAUGUUUUUUGGUGCAGCAUUAUGACUUGGCUUAUAGUUGCUAUCAUACUGCAAAGAAAGAUUUUCUUAAUGAUCAAGCAAUGCUUUAUGCAGCUGGUGCUUUGGUUGGUAUUCUGAAUAUGGUGUUGGCUGAAAGAUGUGUAUUGCUUAGUGCUGAAAUUUUAAAAAGCCAAAGCAAAUAUUCGGAGGCUGCAGCUCUCCUAAUACGGUUGACCAGUGAGGUACUGAAACUAGGAACCAUGGUGACACCUGAUGCCGGCAGGGAACUCUGCCAUGUCGUGUCCCGGCAGUGUUCACUGUGCGGCUGUCCUAGCCCACUGAUCUAUCUGAAUGAUAAAAAGCAUGCUUUACGUUGCUAUUGUCAAGCCAUGCAAGUUUACAAAGGAAAAGGCUGGUCUCUUGCAGAAGAUCACAUUAACUUCACUAUUGGGCGCCAGUCCUAUACUCUUAGGCAACUGGACAAUGCUGUUUCUGCUUUUAGGCAUAUUUUAAUCAAUGAAAGUAAACAAUCUGCUGCUCAACAAGGGGCCUUCCUCAGAGAAUAUCUUUAUGUUUACAAGGAGUUAGAAUUUUGGCAGGUAGUGUGCUGUGAAAAGCAAGCAGCCACGCAUGUUAGUCUUGAUCAAGAAUAUGAUUCUGAAUCCUCUCAACAGUGGCGAGAACUUGAGGAACAAGUUGUGGCUGUGGUCAACAAAGGAAUAAUUCCAUCCAAUUUUCAUCCCACACAAUACUGUUUGAACAGUUAUUCAGAUAACUCAAGAUUUCCACUUGCAGUUGUAGAAGAACCAAUUACAGUGGAAGUUGCUUUUAGAAACCCUCUGAAGGUUCCACUUUUGUUGACUGAUCUGUCAUUGCUUUGGAAGUUUCAACCUAAGGAUUUCAGUGGGAAGGAUAAUGAAGAAGUUAAAGAACUAGUAAGAAAAUAUUCCGUGAGUAUGUCAGUCCGAGGGAAACAGGAUUUAGAAAUUCAAGGUCCUCGACUGAACAACACAAAGGAAGAGAAAACGUCUAUUAAAUAUGGUCCCGAUCGACGUUUAGAUCCCAUAAUCACUGAAGAAAUGCCACUGUUGGAGGUGUUCUUUAUACAUUUUCCUACAGGGCUCCUCUGUGGAGAAAUCCGAAAAGCAUAUGUAGAAUUUGUCAAUGUCAGCAAAUGUCCUCUUACUGGAUUGAAGGUUGUUUCUAAACGUCCAGAGUUCUUUACUUUUGGUGGUAAUACUGCUGUUCUAACACCACUAAGUCCCUCAGCUUCUGAGAACUGUAGUGCUUACAAGACUGUUGUGACAGAUUCUACCUCUGUGUGUACAGCACUCACAUCAUCAGCUUCUUCUGUAGACUUUGGCAUUGGCAUAGGAAGUCAACCAGAGGUGAUUCCUGUUCCCCUUCCUGACACUGUUCUUCUGCCUGGAGCUUCAGUGCAGCUACCAAUGUGGCUACGGGGGCCAGACGAAGAAGGUGUCCAUGAAAUUAACUUUUUGUUUUACUAUGAAAGUGUCAAAAAGCAGCCUAAAAUACGUCACAGAAUAUUAAGACACACUGCAGUUAUUUGUACCAGCCGGUCUUUGAAUGUACGAGCCACUGUCUGCAGAAGUAAUUCUCUUGAAGACGAAGAAGGCAGAGGAGGCAAUAUGCUAGUCUUUGUGGAUGUGGAAAAUACCAAUACUGUAAAUGCUAAAAUUGCCAGUAGGGAGAAGGGGAAGUUUUGCUUCAAAGCAAUAAGGUGUAAGGAAAAAGAAGCUGCUACACAGUCCUCAGAAAAAUAUACCUUUGCAGAUAUCAUCUUUGGAAAUGAACAGGCAUAUGUUGUGGAAGACAGUAAACAGCUUAUUUUGGAAGGUCAGCAUCAUGUUAUUCUUCGCACUAUAGGAAAAGAAGCCUUUUCAUAUCCUCAGAAACAGUUUUCCUCUUUCCUUAGUCCAGAAGCAUUGGAAAUCCAUGGAUCAUUCACAUGGCUUGGACAAACGCAAUAUAAACUUCAGCUGAAAAGUCAAGAGAUUCAGAGUUUGCAACUGAAAGCAUGCUUUGUUCAUACAGGUGUUUAUAACCUUGGAACUCCUAGGGUAUUUGCCAAGUUAUCAGACCAAGUUACAGUGUUUGAAACAAGUCAGCAGAACUCCAUGCCUGCCCUGAUCAUCAUCAAUAACGUGUGACAACUUGCAAGUUUGUACUGAAAUCACAAGAAUUGGUUUAAUUUUGCUGAAUGGGUUUUAUAGCAGUAUUUGAAAUACCUAACUUGUUAAUGGGAGGUUGGUAUCUGAUCACUGCAAAAUACUUUGACUUGUUGUUUUGUUGAUGAUGCAAAGCACGUUGGACUGAGAAUACUUACAUUCUUUUUUUUUUUUAUUUCUUUAAACCCUGGUAAUACUUUACAUGCUCAUAAUACAGAAUUUCAACAUACCCAUGCACCUUAUUAAGCCCCAUCUUAAAAAACAACGUCUAAGUCUGCUGUUACAAUUUGUCAAUGGUAUAUGAAUAUUAGGAGAUGAUUUUGAGGAAGGAAAGGCCUUUUUGGCGAUACUCCUGUUAAGCCAUUAGUCUAUAAAUUCCAGCUUUACUGUGAAGUUCUAUAGGGUGUUAAAUACAAACUCUCCUGUCCUGUUUCACACAAUUCUCUAAAAUCAGUUUUGAACUUUGGUUAUAGAGUCUUCAUAUUUCAGUAUCUGGUGGCCCCUAUGGCUUAUACAUAACUUUGUAAAAA
Molecule: messenger RNA, 3987 nt
Organism: Propithecus coquereli (Coquerel's sifaka)
Lineage: Eukaryota; Metazoa; Chordata; Mammalia; Primates; Indriidae
Gene: TRAPPC8
Product: trafficking protein particle complex 8
Exons: 20
Coding region: 356-3439 (1027 amino acids)
Biological process (GO): endoplasmic reticulum to Golgi vesicle-mediated transport; protein localization to phagophore assembly site
Cellular component (GO): TRAPPIII protein complex; phagophore assembly site; cytoplasmic vesicle
Source: RefSeq, a predicted model, not a curated record